Messenger RNA from Penicillium riverlandense, 1332 nucleotides. Its product is annotated as fungal specific transcription factor domain-containing protein. Bases 1 to 1332 code for a protein of 443 amino acids. Gene Ontology annotation, biological process: DNA-templated transcription. Gene Ontology annotation, molecular function: DNA binding; zinc ion binding. The transcript has 2 exons. Gene Ontology annotation, cellular component: nucleus. NCBI's taxonomy places the organism in Eukaryota, Fungi, Ascomycota, Eurotiomycetes, Eurotiales, Aspergillaceae. The record is from RefSeq and is a predicted model, not a curated record.
AUGGAGCGCCAGCGGAGGCGUUCCUUCAAGAUCAAGACGAGCUUCGGCGAUGCCCGCCAGUGGAGGAGCCGCAAGAACCGGCCGUGCGAUACAGGCUUGCAAUGUACCUCGACCGAAGAUGGGCGGACGCGGCAAUUUCGAUCAUCUCGACUGCCUCUAGAGGACCAGUCUGUGACGGAAGAUACGCCAGCAGCCUGUGAUCAGGAUGACUCAUUACUAGAAUCAAAUAGUGAAAACGUUUCAUUUGAUAUAUCUCCCGGGGGACCUCCCAAUACCUCGCCAAGACCUGCGGGAGCCUUACCAUGCCUAGAAACGCAGCAAUCAUCCUAUAGGCAAUCACUCGCCAGUGUUAUUGUUACACCAAAUUCCCAGAUAUAUACCCUCGAGGACAAUGAGAACCGCACGGCCCAUUGUAUGGGCCUGUCUGGCGAGCAAGACACCGAUCUCCUAGCAUCAUUUCGAUCCGUGAUCAUAAACGAGCAGGAUGGAGUCAGUGCAGAUGUUUUCCAAGUAUAUCCCGGCGAUCCAGUCCAAAAGAAGCAUCCGAUCCAUUUUAAUAUCCUGCACGAUGAGUUUCAGCCUUCAGACGACAUUGCCAAAGCGAGGGCAUCUGAAAUAAUCGAGUCUAUGGUGUCGCCACAUUCCUCCGCAUUGAUUCGGCUCUUCUUCAAACAUGUCCAUCCUGUCUAUUGUGUGGUUUCAAAAUUCAGGUUUCUGAAGGAAUUCGCAACAGAUAAGCUCAAGAUCCCGGCAUCGCUGCGUGGUGCUGUGUAUGGUCUUGGAGCAAUGUUUUGGCAGCACGAUCCGGACCUCCAAGGAAAUCUACCAUUCAAUUUGCACGAUCUCUUUGAAGAAGCUCAGUCGUCGUUGCAAAGAGAGUUCCAUGCACCUAAUUUGUGGAAUUUACAGGCGUGUCUCCUACUACUAUAUGAGAGGCCGGCUGAUAAUGCGACGAUCGAAACACCACGCACAUGGAUAUUUUCUGCCCGCACCGUUGCUUGUGCUCAGAUGAUAGGAUUGCACCGUGAUCCGAAAUUAUGGAAAAUCGCUCCCUGGGAGAUUAAAUUGCGGAAGAAAUUGUGGUGGGGCACCUACAUGGCCGACCUCUGGUCUUCAAUAUGCCAUGGGAAUCCUCCACAUAUCUACCCUAACUCGUUCACCACUUCAUUGACAGAUAUGGAAGAUUUGGCAUUUGAUGAAAACGUUCCUGACGAGUUUCAUAAUCUGGUAGAUGCGUCAAGUAGGACCGUUGACAUAUCCACCAGUGCUCGCUUUCUGCAGAUGGUCAAGCUGAGCCGGAUUCUACACGAGCUUAUCGAUCUUUAUUUGUGA